AGGUGGUAGUACUCAUAGUUGUUUUGAAAAGCUGGAAGAUAUGGAAGACGACCAAGUGCGGUACAGCCGUAGACUGAGGAGCACCCUCCGUCGUCGAUAUGAGGAUGAUGGCAUCUCAGAUGAGGAGAUUGAGGGCAAAAGAACAUUUGACUUGGAGGAGAAACUUUAUAGCCCAAAGUACAACACUGACUUUAUCAUCUACAUGGAGGGAAAAGACUUCAAUAUGAGGUACGUUCAGGAAUGCGGACUCAGGGACCCGCUGAUAUUUAAAAGUUCUGAAGGGCUUGGCAUCAGAAUGCCAGAUCCUGACUUUAGUGUGAAUGAUGUGAAGGUGUUUGUAGGGGGAAAACGUAUUGUAGACGUGAUGGACGUUGGCACCCAAAGAGGAAUAGAGAUGACAAUGGCACAAUGGGCAAAAUAUUAUGAAACCCCAGAUGAAGAAAGAGAAAAAUUAUAUAAUGUCAUCAGCCUGGAGUUUAGCCACACCAAGCUGGAGAAUCUGGUGCAAAGACCUGCAACGGUGGAUCAGAUAGACUGGGUGGACAACAUUUGGCCAAGGCAUUUAAAGGAUAGACAGACUGAAUCCACCAACGUCAUCCAGGAAAUGCAAUACCCCAAGGUGCAGAAAUACUGCCUUAUGAGUGUGCGGGGCUGUUACACUGAUUUCCAUGUGGACUUUGGUGGCACCUCUGUAUGGUACCACAUUCUCAGAGGAGGAAAGGUUUUCUGGCUAAUACCUCCUACAGACAAAAAUCUGGAAAUGUAUGAGAAUUGGCUGUUGUCGGGGAAACAAGGCGAUAUUUUCCUGGGCGACAAAGUGAAUGAAUGCCAACGUGUGGAAUUAAAACAAGGCUACACCUUUGUCAUUCCUUCAGGUUGGAUCCAUGCAGUAUACACUCCUCAGGAUACUCUGGUUUUUGGAGGGAAUUUUCUACAUAGUUUCAACAUCCCCAUGCAGCUUCGGAUAUACAACGUUGAAGACAGAACAAGGGUCCCCACAAAGUUUCGCUACCCAUUCUACUAUGAGAUGUGCUGGUAUGUGUUGGAGAGAUAUGUCUACUGCAUGACCAAACAAUCACACCUCACCAAGGACUUUCAGAGGGAGUCGCUGAGUAUAGACUUGGAGUUAAAUGGCCGCCGGAGACCAGACACACCCUCUUCAUCUUCAUCUUCCUCCUCUUCAUCUUCCCCCUCUUCUUCAUCCUCUGAAUAUGAUGACUCAUCCGAUCAGGAUUGGGAGGAAGAAGAGGGCUUAAGGAAAAGAGACAGAGAGAGAAGGAAAUCUGAGCGGGAUCUUCAAAGGAGGAGAGAAAGGGAACGACGGCAGAGGGAGCAUGAGGAAGAGCGCAAGGAGGAAAGGGUGCUCCUUUCUAACUUUCAGACUGCACACCGGCCUCUCACGCCACCUCCACCUACCCCUCCCUCACCACCCAGCAACACACCUCCAUGUUUGACAUGGUUUGAGCUUGAAGGCUUACUCUGCCUUGUUAAGAAGCUUGAAUCUCUCCCCCCA
Messenger RNA from Staurois parvus, 1513 nucleotides. NCBI's taxonomy places the organism in Eukaryota, Metazoa, Chordata, Amphibia, Anura, Ranidae. The record is from the annotation of a GenBank genome assembly.